Molecule: messenger RNA, 1751 nt
Organism: Glycine soja
Lineage: Eukaryota; Viridiplantae; Streptophyta; Magnoliopsida; Fabales; Fabaceae
Product: PTI1-like tyrosine-protein kinase At3g15890
Exons: 4
Coding region: 467-1609 (380 amino acids)
Biological process (GO): protein phosphorylation
Cellular component (GO): plasma membrane
Molecular function (GO): ATP binding; protein kinase activity
Source: RefSeq, a predicted model, not a curated record
UAUAUUUAUACAUGCUUAUGUACACCAUAAAAACGUAUACAUGCAUAAUUUUUAAUUUGUUCAUAAAAUGAGGAAGAAGAAAAAAACAGUUUAGUGGAAUUAACUCCCUGUAGACAAAUACUCUAGUCCUGAGGAAUUCGAGUACAACUGUUAAAUAAGGAUUCUUAAGGGCAUAUUAUCUUAUGUUACAAUUAGUCAAUUACACCCAUAUUUGUAUAUCUAUGAUUUUAAAAAGUGCCUGUUAUUAUAAUAUAUAUUCCAUCCCCUUUGUUAUAGUUGUUCAAGCAAACUUAAUAUGAAAAGUUGAGUUAGCCGGCCAAAGUCGUUCGGCCGGCAUUAAUUACAUGUGUGAUUUGAGAGGACCAAAUUCAACCACUGUAGUAUACUUUAAAAAGAAAAAAAAAAAUCAUUUGGGCACAAGCUCCUUAAGUUGAGCACUUCAUUAUUCCAUAACAUUGUGCCAAUUAUGGGAUCCUCCAUCAGUUGCUGCGGCUCGGAGAGGGUAGAAGAAGUACCAACAUCAUUUGGCGUAGUUCACAAUUCAUGGAGAAUAUUCACAUACAAGGAGUUGCAUGCGGCCACCAACGGAUUCAAUGAUGAUAAUAAGCUUGGUGAAGGUGGUUUUGGAAGUGUCUAUUGGGGAAGAACCAACGAUGGUCUUCAGAUAGCGGUGAAGAAACUGAAAGCAAUGAACUCAAAGGCAGAGAUGGAAUUUGCUGUAGAAGUUGAAGUUCUUGGAAGGGUUAGGCACAAAAAUUUGCUGGGUCUUAGGGGUUAUUGUGUUGGAGAUGAUCAACGGCUCAUAGUCUAUGAUUACAUGCCAAAUCUCAGCCUGCUUUCUCAUCUGCAUGGCCAGUUUGCUGUUGAAGUGCAACUCAACUGGCAAAGGAGAAUGAAGAUUGCAAUUGGCUCUGCGGAAGGCCUUCUGUACUUACACCGUGAGGUCGCACCCCACAUCAUCCAUAGGGACAUCAAAGCAAGUAACGUGCUUCUGAAUUCAGACUUUGAGCCUCUAGUUGCAGAUUUUGGGUUUGCAAAGCUAAUCCCAGAAGGAGUUAGCCACAUGACUACCCGUGUGAAGGGUACAUUGGGAUACUUGGCACCUGAAUAUGCCAUGUGGGGAAAAGUCUCCGAAAGUUGUGAUGUUUAUAGCUUUGGAAUUCUUCUCUUAGAACUUGUAACCGGUAGAAAGCCCAUAGAGAAGCUCCCAGGUGGGCUCAAAAGAACAAUAACUGAAUGGGCCGAGCCCCUAAUAACCAACGGAAGGCUCAGGGACCUUGUUGAUCCAAAACUAAGAGGGAACUUUGAUGAAAACCAAGUCAAGCAAACAAUCAAUGUGGCUGCUCUUUGUGUCCAAAGUGAGCCCGAGAAACGGCCCAAUAUGAAGCAAGUGGUUAACCUUCUGAAAGGGUAUGAAUUUGAAGAGAAGAAAGUCACUGCCAUGAGAAUAGAUAGUAUCAAGUAUAAUGAAGAAUUAUUGGCACUUGAUCAACCUAGUGAUGAUGAUGAUCAUGAUGAUGCAACAGCUAGCUAUGGUGUUUUUAGUGCCAUUGAAGUUCAAAAGAUGAAGGAUCCAUACAUGCGCGGUGAUAACAAGAAUAUAGGCUAAAGCCCAAAGAUUAUAUAUAUAUAUAUAUAUAUAUAUAGAGAGAGAGAGAGAGAGAGAAUUUAUUUGUUUUGUGAAGCCUUUAUAUCUAUUGGUAAUGUAAUCAACUUUCAACUUCUAAGUAUAAUUUUCCCGUAAUGACUAA